AUGGCCGUCGAUAAAUUAUACGAAUGUGAAGACUUUUUAGUAGUGAAUAAACCAUACGAUAUGUAUAUAAAUUCGGAUGACGAAAAUGAAAAGAACACCGUAACCUGUCACAUUGCAUCCCACGACUCCCAUCUAUCGACUUCUUCAAACCCGCUGUAUUUUAUACAACGACUCGACUAUUCAACUAGUGGCGUCCUCUGUAUUGCUAAGAACAAAACCACCGCUGGUUUAGCUGGAAAACUCUUUGAAAAACGUUUAACGAAGAAGUAUUACUUGGCAAUUGUGAGAGGCCACCCAGAAUUUCAAGUCGCCGAAAUACGAUACGCUGUGGGCGUAGAUCAAACACCGGAUCACGGGCAUCGUAUGUCAGUGGUAUCCAAGACGAGUAUCGCUGGUGAUGCACGACCGGCUCACACGCGGCUCUUAUUACUUGAAACUGGAUAUUAUUGUGGACAACCCGUAGCUGUAGUACUUUUAAAGCCAAUUACGGGUCGCCGUCAUCAAUUACGCAUCCAUUGCCACUCGGCCUCUCACACUAUUCUUGGAGACUACACCUACAGUGACCGUACUGACACUGCUCCACAUCGAAUGUUUUUGCAUGCUAUUAGGCUAGUAUUACCGUUGCCACAUAAACCGUUAGACAUUCAAACGGCUGAGCCUUUCUUCAGCGAUUCUAAGUUUUCUAGUAAGUGGAAGUCUCACCGAGUCGUGUAUAAAUACAGGAGUAAAGAGGAACUGUUGGCGGCAUGUGAUGAUCUUGACAGGGAAUAUAUAGUUGGUGUCAAAUAUAAAGAUUUUAGCGUUUAA
Messenger RNA from Pieris macdunnoughi, 807 nucleotides. The record is from the annotation of a GenBank genome assembly. Lineage: Eukaryota; Metazoa; Arthropoda; Insecta; Lepidoptera; Pieridae.